GUCCCAUCCAAAGCUUCUAAAUUCAUAUUAUUACGCAUCCAUCAGAUAGCCCCUUUGCCACCGUCCCAUACUUUUCGCGUUGGCUUGCUAUUUCGGAAAGUCAUGUUUCCGGUCCUCUUGCUAAGUCAGGUUGCGCCUUCCGUUCCUCGUUCACCGUGUAUCGCCCUCUCUUCAACCAGGUCCACCGCCACAUUCAACCACUCGCCGGCAAAGCACGAUUACCACUCUGCGCCAUCUUGGCAAUCCUCAAAUUUUUCAUCUUCUUGCGUUGCAUUGAUACGGCAUCCUUGCCUUUGUAUUGAUUUCAUCGCAAUCACCAUCGCUUCCACUGCAACCACCAUUAGUACCUGCCACAGGACCAUCGCUCUCGCUAACAGUCGCGACCAAAUUCCCACCACCGACACUUGCGUGCAACGACUCUCAGUACCCAUUGCAUGUACUUCUUCAACCAAGACCAUCGCAUGCACCGCCAGAAGCCAUGGCUGAGGGUGAUACACCACAAGGCCAAUCGAGCAUCCGCCCCAUGGCUGCAGUCAACCGAUUGCCUGGGAAAUAUGUUAAGGCCACUGUACCGGACACCCCUGAGGUGCCCAAGACUGCUCAUGCCUCGCCUAUUCCUAACAAGACAGGCAGUCCGUCGAAUCCGGCAAAUGGAAGUGACGAGAACACUAGGCGACGCGAGGCACCUAGUGAUAGGCAGCAGAGAACGUUGACCCGUUCAGCCAGUUCGCAGCAGUGCGCCCCAAUCGAUGCGCAACGAACCAUAACCACCAUUGAUGGAUUGCACCAUGCGCCAACCGGUCCGCAAUUGCCUGCGCUAAGCACGGCGCAGGCAAGACAAGGGGGUGAGUAUUGGCGGCACAGGGAUGAAUAUGAAAGGGACAUAGGUGAUACACAAAGCAACUGGGAAGAGUUCAAAGCCAAGUUCGACUUCGGCCUGGUAUUUGAGCAACUUCAAGGCCACGAGAAACAACGCUACGCGAAAUUGCUACUCCAGGCAGACGAAAAGAAGAGACUGGUGGCGCUUGAGGAAGAUACUGUUGAGGCACUGCUGUCCACAGCUGCGAAAACCUUGGACAAUCACAAUGGCAACCCCUUCUCGAACAGCAAACAUACACCUUGCAGUCCCACCCGCAAGGCUCCUGGCUUCGCCGAUCUUGAUACGUCACCUUCUCAAUCCAUGACACCACGCGCUAGAGGACGACCAAGAAAACAUCCACCUAAGUUGAUGGGCGACGAGAAGACUGUCACAAUGGGUGUCAACGAAUUCAAGCGGUAUCGUGAAUACUACCGACCUGAAUAUAAGAAGAAGGAGGACGUCCAAACAGCCUUCGUUUACAAGGCCAGGGUAUUCGGAACGGAAACCAAGGUCUUCUCCACGUUGCUCGACGAUCCAAUGUACAUGGGUUACCUUCCUGGAGAAUACAUCCUGCGAUAUAUUGGUCGCGAUGAUAUAGGCGAUGAUGAGAAUAAUGUGCAGCAGCUGCAUCGCCGUGGCGUGGCGAUCACACGGUCAGGCCAGCUGGUAGCCUACGUACUUGGCGAAGGUACCGUCCCAUUCACCAAGGAACAGUGCUACGGUCGGUUUGAGGAAGUGUUUCCAGCUAUCGUCAAUCUAAUUGUAGCCUUUCUCGGCUUCAACCCUGAGGACCCCGAACAGAUGGAGCCCACACUGAAGAGCUUCUGGGCAAAACCUAAGACCGAGUUGGCAAAGGUCGAUAUUUCCUAUCUCGAGGAAAUGUGGCGGGACAGGUUUAAGAAUACAGGUCGACCGAACUUCAUGGCGACACAAUAUCUCGAGUCCAGAUCCAAACUUUGGGAAGCAGCUUGGCUUUUGUGUGAACUGCAACGACAGAAGGUAGAGCUGAAACCGGGCUGGAGCGAUUUGGAGGGGUUUCUCAAAUUCAUGUCAGGUGGGGUUGACAUGGCAAAACUGGCCACUUAUUACACGGGUGUAUGGCUUCGAGACGAAGCUAUUCGUUGUAUCCAGGAAGGCUAUCCCGACGAGGUGCUUAUCUACGAUCCUCGUAAGCAAGCUGGAAAAAUUAAGAAUUCACACGAGUUUUAUAGAGGGGUAUUGGUUUUCCCCCAACCAGCACCCUUCGACACCACACGACUUAAAGAGCUGCGCGAAGCAGCCAUUCGUGUAGUCACACAUCAGCCCAUCCUCGACGACUUAAUCUUACAAAACCGUGCCGAACGUGCAGAGCGCGAAGAAGCUGCCAGGGAGGCCGCGCUGUGGAACAACUACCCGUGGAGCAACUUGCCUGUUCCUGCAGACCGAGCGUCGGGGGAUCAGGUCCCAUAUACGAAUCAACAGUUGGCAUCGGCUCGGCAGCAAUUGACUCAACAGCAACCACAGCAACCGGCCCAGCAGCAAUCCGUUGAGCAACAAUUAUUUCAGAAGGAAUUGGGUCAGCUGGCUCGGCAACAUCUGGCCCGGGACAAAUUGGCUCGGCAGCAAUUGGCUGAGCGAUCACGGCAAAGGAACACGUCCAGUGACCACCACCAGCAGGUUGGUCCAGCUCAGAGAUCACAAGGGGCAUCGUCCAAUGUCCGGAAGCCAGCCAUCUCCACCUCGUCAAAUCAGCAAGUCGUUGCGACUCCGACAGAGCAAAAGGUCACUUCUGCUGGAGCUCAGAAGCAAACCAGUCUGAUUAUACCAGAGGAGCAGCCCUCAAAGCGAAAAAGAGGACGGCCGCCAAAGGACCCUUCGCAGCCAACACGGAAGAGGGCUAAGCCAGCAAAGGCUGCCGACGCGACAAAGACAAUCGAGGACAGCAUCGAGGUUGCUUCUGAUUCUGUGUCUGCCGCCCUGUCUUCACCACUUCCUACAAAAACGGAUAAUUAAUCAAACACGCCGUUUACUUUAAAGACUAUGGCGAGCUCCAUUUACUGCCUCUUUAAGAGGCUUUCGAUUUCGCCCUGUCCUGCCACCAACGCCGUAUCAUGCGGCAGAGCCGCUACAGCUACCACGGCACGACUGGGCCUUGGUGUGGCACAAUCUCGA
This is a messenger RNA of Pseudomassariella vexata, 3010 nucleotides long. RefSeq lists its product as uncharacterized. Gene Ontology annotation, molecular function: DNA binding. The transcript has 2 exons. The record is from RefSeq and is a predicted model, not a curated record. NCBI's taxonomy places the organism in Eukaryota, Fungi, Ascomycota, Sordariomycetes, Amphisphaeriales, Pseudomassariaceae. Bases 479 to 2851 code for a protein of 790 amino acids.